AUAAACGAGUGUGAAACUGGAAACCACCAAUGUGACGCCGAUAGUUCAGUGUGCGUUGACACUAAAGGAUCUUACAAGUGUGUCUGCAGGAGUGGUUUUUCCAAAAGUGGACAUGAACAUAAAUGUACAGGUAAAUAUACCAUGCACCGAGCACUUCAAGAUAUGCUAUUGAAAUGUAUACUUUAAAAAUGUCUUCUUCUUUUCUCGGGUUUGCGUGGGGUGAAUCAGGUUGAAAUGAUAAAAGCAUCCUCAAAAUGGGAACGUAUGCGGCAUAUUAUGUAGCCUACGAAAACAUCCGUUUCUCCACGCUCUAGCUGGGGACGUUUCGCGCGGAGGAACGUCUGCGACUCAGCUACAGAAAUUCCAUAAUGAUGACGUAAAACAUGUCCAGAAUCCAGUCAGAAGCCCUGAUUGGUCGACGGAGUAGUUACAUUGUUUUAGCUAUUGUUUACGAAUGAUAGACAAGCCAAAAAGGUCAAAUGCAAACACGAUGAAUCUCUAACAAAACAGUCAAUAUUUGUGGAAUAUUGUCUUCUCUAGAACAAGCAUUUGAGUUUUGCUGGAGCUCGUUCGCAGAUGAACACAACACUUUACAAAAUCGGCCAGGAGAAACUAAAAUUGAAUAAAUUUACAUUUGGAACCCCACGACUACCGGAUUUAUUAAGUAAACAUUGAUUUGCGUCAUCGGUAUGGAAUUUCUAUCGCUGAGUCGUAGACGUUCCUCUGCGCGAAACGUCCCCACCAGCGAAGAGCGAGAAGAAACGGAUCUUUUCGCAAGCUACAUAUUAUGAUGCUUAACAGAUCUACAAUUUGAUAAUUGAGCAUUAACUCUUAAUUUGCAGACAUAAACGAGUGUGAGACAGGAAAACACAACUGUAACGCCACCAGUUCAUCGUGCAAUAACACUAAAGGAUCAUUUAGGUGUGCUUGCAUGGAAGGGUAUUCCGAAAGUGUACCUGAUCAUAAUUGUACAGGUAAAUAUACCACCGAGCACUNCGGAUCUUUUCGCAAGCUACAUAUUAUGAUGCUUAACAGAUCUACAAUUUGAUAAUUGAGCAUUAACUCUUAAUUUGCAGACAUAAACGAGUGUGAGACAGGAAAACACAACUGUAACGCCACCAGUUCAUCGUGCAAUAACACUAAAGGAUCAUUUAGGUGUGCUUGCAUGGAAGGGUAUUCCGAAAGUGUACCUGAUCAUAAUUGUACAGGUAAAUAUACCACCGAGCACUUCGAGAUAUGUUUCCUGGAUAUGUUAAUUGAAAUGGAUACUUAAAAAUACCUUCUUCUUUUCAGGCUCGGAUUUACGUGAAUCAGGUUUAACAGAAAUUGUGUAACUACGUCAAAAACUCUCGUUUUCUUUUCUUAGUUUCCCCUUUUUUUUUUCUUUUGCUUUGCUUCGAAAAUUUUGGUUGGUAGAGAUUGAAUUAAAGAGAUCGGAACUAACUACUUGAAGACCGCAAGAUAGCGCGACGUACUCGCUCGAGGCCCAUGCGCACUGUUCUUCAUGAACUGGAAUGAAUGACGGAAUGAUAUGCAUUGUCGAUGUUUUUUUUUACAGGUAGGAUGAUGUCAAGUUGCAAGGAAAUUUAUGAUAAGUAUUUGUGAGUACAGCAUACGUGAUUACUAUGGUGUUAGCAACAUUUUUUGUUCAGUACUUUUUUCGUCUCAAUGUAACACACAACCUUUCUCAUAUCAUAGUAAGUACCAUGCAGUUUCUUCAGGUUCGGACUUUAGAAAAGGGCUUUCUUUGCGUACUGACAAUGUAACCACAUCCCCCCAAAUUAAUUGUUAGCUUCGUCAUGUGGAGCUCUAUGUCGGUUAGUGUUAUCUGGAAAAGGUGACUCCAAUGGUUUUUACUAGGAGCAAAACCUCCCAAGUUUGAGCUUUAAUUACAUAUUGCGGACAAAGAUCUCGGAAAAAUGAAAUCAUGGCUUUAAUAGGGAAAUCUUGCUAGAACGAGUGUCAAUACCAAAUUUUAAAAGAAAUUUAUCGAACAGUUUCGAAGUUGUUAUCGCGUUUAUAGAAGUAUGACACCACUUUUAUCAAAAAUUAAAGUUUGGAAUAAAUUACUGAUAAAUCUGAGAAAGGUCCAAGUAAAAAGGAAUACGAAGAGCGUUAAUUUGCUAAUUAAACGAAUUUCAUAAUUCUAAUUAAAUAGACUUUGAACUUGUGAGUAAGUAAUCAAGGCAAUAGAGUGAUGAAAGAUGUUGUAUAAUUCAUUUUUACCGUUCAUAUUUCUUAAUCAUAUAAAUUAUAUGUUAAUCAGUAUUAUUCUAAACUGUUUAAAUCUGAGGGCCACAAGUUCAUCCGUUUGACACUCUUGCUGUCACUUGUUACCUUCUUAAGUAAAUCCAGUUGUCAUCUUAUCUUACUGUGCAAUAAACAAUCAAGAAGGCAACACCAUUCAGGCUGUGAUACAUUUCGCCAUGUCACCUAGUGCCAUAAAAUGGAACUGUAGCAGCAAAGGUUUCCAAAUUUUUUUGUAGAUAUUAUUUAAGUGUUUCAAAGUCAUAAUAAGACAAGAUGUUCUUCACUUCAACCUUUUUCAGGGGCCACAAGUGCAAAUUUCCAUCACUUUGGCUAGUAUUGUGUUUGAAGUUGUCUGUCUAUUAGUUUUCAAUAAAGUGUGUCUCAUCGUCACAUCCUAAAGAAAGGGUUUGUCCGAAAUGUAUUGGUAGCUUUCUACCUUUCUACACGCAUGAUCUAUCGACAUAGGAUGAUGAAUGCGCGUACAACAGUAGUACCAUGAAUAAUGGUGUACACCUACAAGCAUUAAUUGAAAAGAGCCUGCACCUAAGAAUCAUCCAAUAUAAAUACCCGGAGCAUGAGCGACAUUCGAUGGGCUGCUGCUUACUUUAAAACAAUACACAUUCGAUGAGCAAAAAAACCCCGUUGAGUGGCAGAAUUAUCAAAGUCAGGAAGAAAUUUAACAUUGUUUGGCAAUCACAUUAUUUCUCAAGGUACAAGAUUCCAUGGCCUCAGGAACUGCAAAAUGAUAAGCUUGUUUAAAAAGAAUGCAAAGAACGAAAAAAUAUUUACCAGGCUCGGUAGAUUUUGUAUUGUGUGAAUGAAACCGACGGUAUGUCAGGUACACAACAGAGUAAAUUCGCAUUUAAUUCCACUGCACGCCCGUUAUUUUUAAACUUCAAUCAAUUUAUUUGCCCUUUUUAACAUAGUACAAUAAUUACACAGUCUUAUAAUUAAAAUAUACUUGGGCAGGAACUCUCAGCAAACCCUGUAGGGCUUUUCGAGGAGAGCCGCUGGACAAGUUUUAUACAAGUAUGAUGUAAAUUUAAAAUUACAUGUCUGUGUUAUAGAUUACAUGUAUAAAGUAUAGAGCGACUACUCACAUUUUUUAUUAUAUGUUUGAUCAAGAAUCUUGUCUUCUUGAAAUGUUUGCGUUAGAAUUAUGUUAUCAAAAGCUCUCAGAGCCCUUUUUAUUCACUGCCACAGUAAUCUGGCUUAUAAAAUCUGUACAUGAUAAUUCGCGAUACCGGAUCGCGCACCAUUACAGCAGCCGCAAGCGAGAGAUGUAUUCCAUGUAGAGCAUAGCAUAGUUUUAACUUUAAAAAUAACUGUGGGUCAAUGCAGUGUGCUCCUUUGUGGACGUAGGGAAAAGCUCCAAAGCAUUAUAGAAGCGAGUUAACCACUAAAAUAAGGUACUAAAGAUCGAGCUUGAUUUUCAAUAUUUACUUAAACACCGGUUGUCCAGAGCCAGGAACUCUGCUCUGCUCUGAUUGGAUAUUACUAAGAAGGCGUGAAAAAUAUUCCUCGAAAGCUCUUUCUAUAAAUAAAUUUUCAUGGGAAAGGGUUGACUCCAUUUCCAUUUCUCCUCGGCCUAGCACGCCUUCCUUGGUCGCAGUCCAGGUUUGCUCACUAUUGAGAGGCGUUAGUAUGCGGAACUGGAACACUGGUGGAUUGAGCCUUUCCCGGCCAAAACAAGAACAGCAAAAUUCUGUUUGGCAGUAUUUAAUAUCUGGCUGAAAGUCAAAUGCAUAUCUCCGACUGGUUACAGAGACUUGACCAUUUUCUCACUGAACUCGUUGCUUCAUGGCAUGGGAUGCUGAAUUUGGCGAUGUUAACAUCGAUAUGAUCAAACAACAAACAUCUGAUGUCAAGCGGUACACUGAAAUGCCCUCGAAUCACUGAACCUGAAGCAAGUCGUCACCAAAGCAACAACAACUACGAAGUCCAGUCAAACUCUCGUUGAUGACGUUAUUACAAAUCUCCUAAACGCGUUUCACAUACUGAUGUUCCCUCAUUUCCCCACUCAUUAGCGAUCACGACACGUCAUAUGUUUUUUUUUAAUCAAUGUUUAUCCAGGGGCAUCCACUUUAGCAGAGCUAGUGAAAUGGAGCCCUGACACAACACAAAAACAAAGACAUUAAAACUAGACAAUAAAUUAAGUUACAAAGGCAACAUGUACUGCAGGCGUAACUGUUUAAAAUGGCGCUUUAGCUUGAUUUUAAAUUCUCUGAGAGUCUCUACUUGUCUAAUGAUUCUCGGUAGGGUGUUGUAGGUCCGAGCACCGGUUAUUCUGAAGCUACCUUGGUAUUUAGUAUUUUUUGCGAAGGAAGGGCGCAGCAAAUAACGGCUUCCGGUGUUAUCGCCACGGAAAAGGUGCGCGUGCCUAAACUCUGCACCAGGGCGGAAAAACCUUACAACUAACCUCAAUAAAUUUUGUUUACAUGCGGUUGCCGGAUUUGCGACGCAUUGCGCGAAUCGCCAUGGCGCGUUGCACCCGAGACGCAAAGUUUGAAGCAGCACAACGCCGCUAUAUCAAAAUAUAUCAAUCUAAUAUUUUGUCAUGUUUAUUUAAAAUUUAUCCCCCUUUAACAUAUGUAAAAAUUGAGGUUAAGAAGUGUUAAGCUUUUGCAAACGAAACGGCGAAAGACGAUUAGGUGAUAUUUAGUGGAAGGAGGAGGUAUUCAACACUUUCAAAUUAAACUCAAAUUUUGGCAUUAUACAACCAACAAGUUUGACUUAUAGGCAUACAGACACAAACAUAUGAAACUGUUUAUUGAUAUUGUUAUGAAACGAAUUUAUCUAUUUAACAUUGUAGCCUGAAAUUAAAGAAAGAAAAUAGGAUUUCCGGUUUGCAAAAAGGAAAAUUUCGCCGGCCUUCAAGCGCACCGGAAGCGCGGAAAGAGCGCUCUUGCCAGUCCUGCUCCGCAUCACACAUUAAAUGAAGAGCGGAGCGCUCGUUUCACUGCUCAACAUUUAUCCGCCCUGCUCUGCAAGUAAGUACGAAGCCGCUAUUCCGUGAAGACACUUAUGGACUAAGACGUAUUUGAGAUAAUUUCUGCGAGCUUGUAGGCUGGGCCAGCCAAGUAUUGAUUUUUACUCCUCAGCUCCUAUAGACCGACCUUCAAUAAUACAUGAGACAUAAUACGAGCGAUUUCUUACCGAACUAGCUCAAAAACUAUCCGAUAAGAAGCAGAUGGAUGAUAGCAUUGUGAUUCUUUGGUUGAGAGCAAAACUAUGUGGAUGUUUACCGGUUUCUGGGUAAUCGGGCCCGAUUUUUUUCAGUCGGACCCGAAUAUUAACUCGAACCUGAUUUCGUUUAAUCGAGUACGAUAACAAAUCAGGUCCGUUUUCUAGUCCGGUCCGAUAUAUUUCGGAUCGGAUCCCAAAACUAAUCGGGCUUGAAUUCUUGUUAAAUCGGGCCCGAUAAAGUAAUCGGACUCGAUUUAAAUUAAUCGGGCCCGAAUUGUCUUAAAUCGGGCCCGAUUUCUGAAUGUUUUAACCUAUUGAGAUCAGCAGUUUUAUGUGUAAGAGGCUCCAGAACAAUUAAACGUGGCAGAAAUCGCAAAUGUGAUUGGAAAGAUAAAGUAGACACGUUUCAAGUAUUGUUUUGAACAUUUUUCUCUCUCUUUUUUUUUACCCUAGCCUAAGGCUUUUUAUUUUAGAUACAUUUUUAUCAAUGAUUUUGUGAUGACUUUUAUCUUAUGCUUGUAUACUGUAAUCUUUUAUUGGAUGUUUUUUUAAUAAAGCUAUAUUUCCUUCAUAAUACAUGCGGCGCGUCUAUUUAGCUUCUGGGUAAGUUUUGUUCCCAACCCCACAGCUGUCCCAGACAGGCGAACAGCAAUCGAACAAUGGCAAAACUAUAGUAAUGUAGAGCAUUUGACAAGUUGGCUUGGAAAGAACCUUACGCGUUCGACGCAGAAUACCUAAUCUAGACGAGAUCUUAUUACCGAUAUAUUCUAUGUGGUCCUUCUAAGAUAAGGUGUUGUCUAGGAGGACCCCAAGAUAUUUAAACUUGUUAACUCUUUCUAAACUCGUGUUACUGAUUUCUAUAACUAGAUCGACAGCCUCCACGGUCCUCUGAUGGGUACCUACAAGCAUAAUUUUCGUUUUUUCAAGAUUAAGUAUUAGAAAAUUAGCUUGAAGCCAGCUUAGGACAUCAGUUAGGCCACUAGUUAACUGAGCUUGAAUUUCACUGACUGACUUGCUUGCAAAAUAGACAAGUGUAUCGUCAGCAUAAAUCUCGACGCUACAACCAUGAACCGCCAGAGGUAAGUCAUCAGAGUCAUUUAUGUAGAUGAUACAUAAUAAAGGGCCAAGUACGCUACCCUGGGGGACCCCCGAAAGAUAUAGGCUGGGGCUCAGACACGACCCCAUUAGUGCAAACACUUUGGGUGCGCAUGGUUAAGUAGGAUCUAAACCAUUGGACAGCAGAGCGAUUCAUUCCUAGUGAAGUUAACUUAUCUAACAUGAUCCUAUGAUCUAGGGUGUCAAAGGCCUUACUUAGGUCUAAAAAUAAAAGGCCAGUUAAUAGUCCUUUGUCAAUCAUGAUGUUUUCCAGCAGUGUUUGUCACGUGUAAUGGACAGUCAAUGCGUUUGUCAUCCGUUUCACUCCAAGAUACAAGGUUAUUAGGUACGAAAAACAGUUCAGGGACUAUUUCACUCAACUUCAUUUGAGGUCGUUUAUGCUUUAAUUAGAGGAUCCUAACGAACAGGUAAUCGCGUUCAAUACUCUUAUUUCGGACUUUUUAGAGUGACAUGCACCCUUAGAGCGUGUGAGGGUGACAAGACAACCUGCGCUCUGGUUGAAUGAUCCGAACAUUCGAACGCUGCCGGAGGCAUGCAAACGUUAUCGUAGGGAAGCGCACGCACCCCCUCACAGUGAGGCUGCGUGGGACAUCUUCAAAGACGCCCGUAACAGUCUUAAGAAACUGAUUGGGAGAGCAAAGAGAAGGUUUAUGACCAAUGCACUCUCGUAUAAGCGGCCCAUCGAAGUAUGGAAUGCAUCACACUUUUUUUGUACAUUUGUCUCCCGUUUUUGCACGACUACGACGUGAAAAUGCAUGCCUUAUUUCGCUUUUUGAGGAGGACGUAAACAAGCAACGACGAAAUUUUAUUUCUCUUUCUGAGCUUAGAUCAAGGUCACUCGAAAUUCAGCUUCAGGAGGAUUUGCCUACAUUUUACAAAGUAAGUGGGUAGGAAUAGUCGCUAUAAAGACUGAGAGAACGCAAAUUCACUUUUUAAGAGACGUUCUCGUUGUCGUCGCAUCGUUGGAUCUUAAAGUCCCUAGUGGCAGUUGAUAAGGAGGAGCUGCAUAGGCGUGUAAAUGCGCUUGCGCAGUACCCUGAUACUUCCUUUCGUCUGAAGAGUGUUACCUAUUUGAAGUUAUUCGGUAGAUCAAAGCGCUGCGGUCCGACUGCUCUACUGGUCCGGAUAACAUCCAACCCAAUUCAUCAAGCUAGUCCCAGACCAUUUAGCAUCGCCUUUAACGCAUAUCUUAACAAAAUCCAACAAAAUGCAAGGAGAUUAUUUUCCGUAAGAAAGGUUUCAGUCAGGACAUCGCGCUAGUUAGUAACAUACCGCAGUGCGCAGAGUUAUCCAUAUUAGGUGUUACUUUCCAACAAAAUUGUAAAUACAGUAGUCAUGUGCGUGCGAAGGUAAUUAAGGCGAACAAGUCAUUAUUCGUAUUAGGAUCUUUACGUAAGGAAGGAAUGUCCCAGGAGGAAGUAGAUCACCUUUUUAACGCAAUAGUUUUACCAAAUUUUUCUUACGCUUUGCCUGUUUAUGGUGCCUCAGAUUCCGACCUUUCUGUAAUACAGAAUUUUUUAGACCGGUGUAUGAAAAGAAAGUUUAUGUCCAAGAAUGUAAAUAUCAGGGAUUUGCUAGAGAAGGCGGACAAGACACUCUACAAAAAAAGAUCGAAUGACCCCGAAUGCCCGUUCUUCCAGUUUUUACCUAAGGAAAAGAACAUGAGGUACAAUCUUAGAAAUACGUCAGUCUCUGUCCCUAGAAUCUACACUGACAGGUUUAAGAACGUUUUUAGUAACAGAAUAAUUUUUAGAUAUGAUAUGUAAAUAGUUUUUUGAGUUUAUAUUGUAACUUAGGAUAUGUGAUUUUAUCUUAAGAAAUAAAGAUUAUUAUUAUUAUUAUUAUUAUUAUUAUUAUUAUUAUUAUUAUUAUUAUUAUUAUCUUAAACACGUGCAUUUCGAAACUGGACUUUCCAACUCUUUGGAAGGUUGCGCGCAUUAGUCCAUUCCGAAGGUGGGCGAACCCCAGGGAAAUGACGAUUUUCGCCCUGUUUUCAUUUUGCCUGUGUUAUCAAAGGUUUAUGAAAGACUGUCUUGAAGACAAAUGGUGGAUUUUCUCACGGAAACUGCUGCGCUUCAGCCAAAUGUAAGUGCAUACCGCAAAGCCACUCAACUACAACUACUUUGCUUGCAAUAAGAGAUGAUAUCCUUAAGGUAAGAGUAAGAGUAAGAAGUUUAUUGUACACUCGCCUGCGGGGCUUUUCAGUGAUACAAGACAAAUAUAAUUCAUUAUCAAGUAUAUACAAAAAAAUAUCUACCUAAAAAGAAAAUAAAAUUACUUGAGUUUCCCUUUUUAAAAUUCCUAUGAUACAAUAAAAGGUUAAAACCUACAAAACGCUCGCGGGAUCAAGAAAUUUAUGUAACAAUAUUUGCCUCAGUUUAAAAAUCUCUAUGAUUCUUACUUAAUUUGAGGUCUUUAUCUAGGCUGUUCCACAAACUGACAACUCUGUACUGGAAUGAUCGCUCACCAGCAGCUGUUUUAAAUAAAGGGAUAUUUAAUUGUUGUGAAUUGCGUGUCACGCGCCAAAAACUUGGCCUCUGGUAACUACCUUGGAUGUGAGGUAAUCUGGGACACAGCCCGUCAUACAUAUAAACGCAAAAACAGCGUCCCUUAAAUAUAAUUGCUGUCCUACAGGUAACCAGCACAAAUCCCAGAGAACUGGAGAGAUAUGAUCGAAUUUUCUCGCUCCACUAAUUAUCCGGGCGGCAAAGUUCUGUACGUGUUGCAAUUUACGUAUAUUUCUGUCAGAAGUGUUAGACCAGACCGCCGAGCAGUAAAAUAAUUUACAAAAACAAGGGCGUUAAUUAAAAUCGCUAGAAAGUCUAAAUUAAAAGCGUGUUUUGAGCGGUUUGUCUGGGGUAGCUUAGAAAUACAUGAGGCAGUGAGAACUGAGAUAUGGCAAUCAAAUGUCAGGGUAGGAUCAAAUAUCACACCUAAGUCCUUAAUGGAGUCUGUAGGUAAUGAACAGAGGUGAGGUCACCAUUGCAAUUAUUGCAGACUUGUCUAAAGCUUUUGAUACAGUUGUGUAUGAGAAAUUUCUGUGCAAAUUGCAUAAGCUAGGGUUUUCCAAGUCCUCUCUACAUUAGAUUGUGAGUUAUUUGACUGAUCGAACGCAGUACGUCCAAAUCAGUGAUCGCUCGUUGGAACGCUUAAAUGUGUCUUUUGGGGUACCUGAUCAGGGAUUCAUUUUGCGUCCCCUCUUAUUGACGUACUGACGUACUCCCAACCGAGGUAAAUUGCCAUCAAUAUGCGAGCGAUAGAACGAUUUAUAGUCACUCUAAACCAUCUGAGCCUCAGAGUUGUCAGGCGGAGAUGCAGGCUGCGCUGGACAAGCUGUAUACCUGGUCAUCCCGAUGUAACUUGGCUCUCCAUCCUAAAAAGACUAAAGUGAUGCUUCUUUCAACUCCCCAGAUGUCAAGAACUCAUGGGCUAGACGGACACUCCAUCCAUCUCUUAUGGAAAGGGUCUCGAGCGAGUUUCAACUUUCCGCCUACUUGGUACGGAAGUGCACGAAAACGUCAACUGGAAAAGAGAGAGACUGACUGCAAGAUCUCAAGUUGUUACGGAACUUUGUCUGUACUGAAGAAGCUGAAAUACCUUGCCCCGUAUAAUGUCAGAAAACACUUGGCAGAGUGUCUUAUUUUGUCAAAGAUCGAUUAUAAUGACAUUGUCAGUGAUAUUAUAGCAGAUUAUCUUGUUAAGAGACUUCAGCGAGUACAGUUAGCGGCUGCUAAGCUGUUUACCUGGUCAUCCCGAUGUAACUUGACGCUCAACCCUAAAACGACGAAAGUAUGAUGCUUCUUUCAACUCCCCAGAUGUCACGAAUUCAUGGACUAGACGGACACUCCAUCAAUUUGCUAGUUUUGUUUUAGGACACUACGCAACCAAGCUUCAUUUCCUUUAUUAAAUACGUUCAUACACUCCCGUAGUCCCCUCGAAAACCAUACCCGAUUCCAGACUAAAAUGGGCAAAGUCUAUAACCGUUUUCAGACCAAAACGGCCUUUGGGGCGUCACAGUCUAUAUGGGUUAUAUAAGGGAGUACCCCCCGCGGAUAACUGUGGGCCCAUGUGGGUUAGUGUUGUCUAAUUCUAAAGUGGAUAAGGUGACUCCGCUGUUUUUUAUUAAAACAAUAGAUAAGGGCUGCAGAGUUGCUAGCCAGGACUUGAAAUGCGGUGCUCUUCCGAUUAAAUUGUAUUUAUUCGCGAGAGCGCUUUUCAUUUUUUUUUUCGAGGGCGGCGCUCUUUCAAGCAACUAUGGUUUUCAUUUCAUAUGACGGCCUUAUUACUCUUGUGGUUCAUCUGCAUUACAUCUGAAAACUUUUACAUUUACUGUCAAUUAUCACUUUGCUGGCUUCAACGGCCUAACUAUCCUUUCUACUGCUGCUAAAAUUCAAACUACAAAACUAUCGAUCCUACGGAGAUUUUACUUUUACGAUGUAUUAGAGCAGCUGAAAACUAAUUUUCAUAAAAAUUUUCGCUUCAAAAGGGUUCUUGGUUUUGUGAUAGAGUACGCUUGAAUUUCUAAGCUUUUGCGUGACGCGGCAUUUACAUGACAGCCAAGAGAGCUGUCAUUGUAGGUGAAAAAAAUGACUUAUUUCAGGAAAUUUUGCCAUCUAAUAUUUCAUGUAUUAGAAAAAGUAUUACUUUAAUGUUUAUGAGUUCCUCGAAGAAUAAAUUCACGCUUUUGUAGCAAAACUCGGUAACAGAUGUUUCUGUUGGUUUCCGUCCGCCAUGUUGGUGCUCAUCCGGAUGGGCACCAGUAUGGCGUCUCCAUACAAAUCAGUCUAUAAAUUUGGGUAAAACAUUUCUUCCGAUAUCUCGUAUAUUAAAUAUUCCGGCUCUGACCUGAAUCUUGGCAAGGGUCUUUGCAUAUUUACCUCCUUUCAUUUCCCAGAUUCUGGAUUUUAUCUUUUGAACGGUUUUCAUUUUUUUAAAUCUGUUUUGAAUGACGUCACAUUGAAAACCCGCAAUAUGAGGACGGUCACUUACUAAAACAUGCAGAGAAAACAAAUCUUGCUUGAUUUCAUGCAGUGCCUCAAAAAUAUAUCAUUAUAUAAAUAUAUAUUUACUAGGAAGCGUGAAAACAAAGCCUACUUACUGAAUGUGGAGUCUAAACGAAUUCCUGUGUACUGUCAAAUGGAAGCUGCUGAGCUUGGAGAAUGCGGAGGAGGUGGAUGGACGCUCGUCAUGAAGAUCGAUGGCGAAAAGGUAGCAGCAGCGAUGGAAUAAUUUUUGCCCCCUCGGGGAUUUCGCCCAGAAGGCGAAAUCCCGAGGAGGCACUCUAGUAACUAGCGCGUAUAUUAAGUAAAGUACUUACGGUUGGAAUAUACAGUCAGUGUGUCAGAAAAAAUCUCGACUUGCUUGAACAGGGGCAGCGAGGAAUCGGUAGGUAAUGAUGACGUUUCUAUUGUUUGCGCCCGCAAGUACGAAAUGGUUAGGAUGACGUAAAGACAGAAAAUCGUGAGGGGACCGGUUAGGUAGAUUUUGUAACAUUUCAAUUGUGCAGUCAUACUUCGAUACUCUUUUGCGUUACGGGUUAUCAGUGACAUUCUGUGGAGCAGUUGUUUUGAAAGUUAUGGACCAAAAGACACUCGUUAAGCGCAGAUGAAGUUCUAAGGUGCGUAUAACUGUGUAUAUAUAUGAAGAGUUUGCCAGACACGAGUUCACAAUUUUUUGAUUGGAAACCUUGCCAGACACUCUUUCUCUCUCUUUGACCGGAAUAAGACUCAGCCCCAAACAAGCAAGACGAGUGAACAACGGCUAGCUUAUCACUAGCAGAACGAUGGACGAUUACAGAAAUUCGCCGACAAUCAAAUUCUGUGCUGACUUAUUCCCUGCUCACAGAUGUCCUUCCGUUAUAAAGUUUAAAAUAAGACUAGAAUGUACUAGCGUGAAUUGUUCAAACGCCCUUUAAUUGUUGAAGGCUCACUUUCCGGCAAAUAAAAUGAACUGAAUGUAAAAAGUGAAAGAGAAAUAGCGAAAAAUUCAACUUCUAAUUAAAUCUUUUCCUAUGGUUUAGAAUGAACUAUUCUCGAAACUGAGAAUGUUUUGAUCAAAGCUGUGUAAAUCGAACUGAAACUGUGCAUGGAACCUUGCGUUCCCUGUAUUUAUCUCACCUAUUGUAUGGAGUGGAGGGGGACAGGGGGGCGGGAGCCCGGGAGAACAGGGGGCGGGAGGGGUACGGGAGACGGGAGAAGAAAGGGCGGGAAGCGGGAUCUCUAUGAUGGCGGGAAGCGGGAGAGAAAUUCCAAAAGGCAAGCUUUCGUUAAUUGUUACUGCUCAUCAUCCAGUCAAAAAAACGAACCCAACAACGUUUCUUGACUUCCAUCAAGAGACUAUAAAGGGGACAGAGAGGGCAUCCCUCAUAUACACCCUAUUCCAUAGGUAAUUCGUCUCGAGUUAUUUUUAGAAUCGGGAUAAAGUUACCUCGCGCGAGGCGUGGAUGUUUCGUGGAGGUUUCGCAUGACCAAACGCACGUGCAAAACAUGUCGGGCGAGAGGCAAUGAAAGCGUAAAAAGAUCGAGAGCAUUCCUGAAUAUUGAAGCGAAAUGAGUCGGCGCUCACAUGGGAAAACGGAAUCGCUGGACUCUUUGACAACCCGUGAAAUCAGUUUAACUCGAAGUUGUUGUAACCUCAGUGCUUUAAUAAAAUGAGAAAUUUCGCCGGUCUAUUGAAACCGGUCGUUUGUACAAUUCAGGGAGUUUAAGAUCCAACGACGCGGACGACAACUAGAACGUCAAAAAAAACAAUAGGUUUAAUUAGCAAAACAACAACUUCGCACGUGCAACACACUUUUUUUGUUAAUUUCUUUCCCGUUUUUGCACGACUACGACGUGAAAAUGCCUAAUUUCGCGUUUUAUGGAGGACGUAAAUAAGCAACGACGAAAUUUUAUUUCUCUUUCUGAGCUUGAAUAUGGUCCCUUGAAAUUCAGCUUUAGGAGGGUUCGCCUACAAUUGACAAAGUAAGUGGGUAGGAAUAAUCGCUAUAAAGACUGAAAAAAAUAAACAUCAAACCAGAAAUUGCUCUCUUCAAACUGUAAAUUAUAAAUGAUCCUGAGAGAAUAUUCAGUGUGUUAAGGAUUUCCCUGCUCUACUGUUAGCUCUAUACAAGAGAGGAAGGGCGAUUCUUUUUUAAUUUCGGUUUCGCUGACACAGCUUUCGCAGAAAUCUCGCUGUAGUCGUUUUCGUCGACAAAAGGAAUAGCAAAAUCGCUCUCCGCGUCUUCCCCCAUUUUGUUCUGCGUCAUUUCGUGAAGAACGCGUGGCUCUCAGCGUGGGUCAACCACGCGGAACACAUUCGCGCUAUGUGAUUGGCUGUUGUGUAAAUUCGCACUUGGGAUAGAAAAAAGAGCAUUUUCCGCUGAAAUUGGAAACCUUUCCAAGUCGGUUACAUCAUAGGUCACGAGUCCUCAUGAAUGAGGUGGCGUGACACAUGUACACAUGUGUCGACUGUGUAAGUCAUGUCAGUGUCUCGUCUGUUUGACCUCUCUCGCAGGUAAAAUGUCGUCAAAGACCAUUUUAAUCGGUCUAAGUAUUUUUCGGUGUGGUGUGGAAAAAUCCGUACAUGGAAGACCUUCCUGGGAGCUCGCUCCGUACGAUUGUAGUUUGCAAAACACUAAAGAUUUUACGGCGUGGUGCAAACUUGUGUCAUUUAACUUGUAAUAAGCCAAUAAGAGCAGAGCAUUCGUUUCUUCAAAUACUUCUUGUUAAAAUCGGACAUAGAUGCAUCAUUCCGAUGUAAAAAUGUAUGUAUAACCGUUAAACCUCCCCGCCGAUGUUUGAUGAAAGAUACAACUUCUCGAGCAAAUAUGAAUAGGUUUGAGAUUUGAUAACCAGCAAACAAUAAUACUCCACCAGCACUUGACUGAACGCUUUAAAAUGCAAACGGUUAACGAACAUGCAAUUAUUGUCUCGUUGAAGUCAGUUUUUAUAGCUUACGACUACUUACGAAAAAUAACGAAAACUAACCGCGGUAGAUAUGCAAUUAGUACAAUAAGACGCUAUGAACUAGACAGGAGUACUGAACUCUACCGUAACGUUUGGCCCUUCGACUUCAUUUUGGCAUGAUACCCGUAAUUUCGGGAUUCCUAAAUGCAUGUUAAUGCAUCUUUGAUAACUGCAAUAGCUAUUACACUGCACAGUGGACUGAGACUAUUGUCGCUGUACUGGGAUGUCAGAAGCGGUGGUCAAACCUAACCAGGUUAUUGAAAACUCAGUUUAACUAAGAAAACUGACUUGUAACAAUUUUCAUCUUUGGCAAAUUACCCUACAGCUUUAACACUAAACCCGGGCUUCUGAUCUUUUUAAUUUACGUGAUGAUGGGAAAAAUACAAUAAAGGGCGGGAGUCGGGAGACAAAGGAAUAAAAAAGUACGGGAGGCGUGAGAACGGGGUACGGGAAGCGGGAGGUUGUCACCCCCCUGUCCCCGCCCCCCCCCUCCCCACUAUGGAAUAUGUGUGAAAAUCUUCAUUAUGAAUCGGUAUAUUUCAAAGAGCUACACAACGAGCAAGAAUACCAUUGACCAACAAUGUACAGAACGGAGCUAGCUGCAGUGUCAACUAUUACUAUUAGUAGUAUUCAUUGAUAAUUUAUCGCCCGCGUUCAUGAUUGGCUCCAAUCCCUCGACUCUUCUUCAUAACCAUCCGUCGUUUACCAUAUUUGGAAGAUGUAGGACUGAAUAUACAUGAUCGAUGCUAUGGUAUAUUUAACAAUUAUUCCUCGAGCCCGAACGGGCUCUGAGUCAAUAGCCCAUGAGGCCGAAGGCCGAAUGGGCUAUUAACUCAGAGGCCUUGAGGCCGAGAGGAAUAAUUGUUUUAGUAAAAGCCAACUAGUUGGUCAAAAAUAUCGAGAAUAAGACAAUUUUAGCUAGUUAAAGCUAGACGUUAAUCCUUUUUUGCCGCCAAAAAGCGCGCGCUUUUCGCUUCUAGUAGGCCAUAACAUAUAACCUAGUAGCAGCUCAACCAAUCAGAACGCAGCAUUGAUAAUAGACCACUAGUUGGAUUUUACUAAUGCCUGUUAUUAAAAACUGACUCAUUGGAUAAUUUAAUUCUAGUGCUCUGAUUGGCUUAGCCAUCAUGGUAUAUGAGCCAUUAUACCAUGCUCUCCAAAUAUGGUAACUGUACGCGUCUGCUCAAAAUUAAAAACAACUAAGCUACAAAUCGGUUGUUUUUACAAAUAAAGUUGGGAAGAAUUCUCGAUACUUUUUUGUGGGCGUUUUUGAUAAAACAAUUAUUCUACUCGCCCUUGUUGGAUAUGAGAUGAUUACAGCCAUCUCGGCGCUACGCACCUCGUUGGCUAAACUACCAUUUCAUAUCCAACGCGCACUCGUGGAAUAAUUGUUAAAUGACCCAUCGAUCAACUUCCAGCAGUUCCCUUUAAACUAUUUUUUGCUAAAAUUGCGACCGAGAAUUGCUAGCAAAUCAGUUUUGCGACAGACUGCAAUCCUGGACGUAAGUGAACAGCGGAGCUGGUUUUAGGAAAGUAACUAAACAGCUUUUAAACAAUUAGCUGAAAGGAAGCGAACAUACCGUCAGCUUUUGGCUGGGGGUACAGGUAUUGGAAAUUGCCAAUCAAUACUGGACCGCACAGUAUGGGAGUCUUUUGUGUAAACCAUUCCGACUCAUGUUUGAAAUUAGUUGUUAGGUAAAUGUUAAGCUUUGGUAUGAAUGGGGCAAAGGGCGUGAUUUCAAUCCAGUGCAAUCCUUGGGGAAAGUUUUUUUAAUAGCGCACGAACAAAACGUUUAUUUCCUGAAAGGUUGAUAGUUUCAGAUGAAUUGUUAGUUUUUCAAUGAUGGAGCAGAAGUUUUGUACAGAAAUUGAUUUCAUUUAAUUUUUACCCUUCUUGGCAUAUUUCCUACCAUAAUAAUGUUGCGCAAAAGUGGGUGAUCCCAGAUAGCCCGUGAGGAGAAUCUUGUGUGCCGCUCGCAAAAAUGUUACCGCGAAGGUUUCUUACAAGAAUAGGGCUUUACUGACAAACCAUGAGGCUAAUUUGGCUCGAUUUUGGCUGAGUUCCUUUUUAUUUGCGUUUUUAUGAACCGAGACCGAGUUGAGGUCCAUAAAAACGCGAAAAAGAACCAGCCCAGUAUCCAUUCCUCUUGACCGAAGAUUUGGUAAAUCAAGGAUUUAUUACAUGGCCAAAAAGGAAAUUGUUUCUCGCACAGACUACAGGAUUCGCUUCAUCUUGACGGGGCGUAAAACGGCCAGUCAUAUAAUGUAGCCUCUUCACACUGGCUCACUAGUACUUCGAGAUGGCAGCCAUUGACCAUCAUCACAGCGAAAUGUUUAGAGGAAUCUCGCCAUGUCAUGUCAUUUACCUGGCUGGGGUAUUUAUUACAUUAUUUUAAUUCUUACCAGGCGUUUGAUUGUCUUAGCCUAGAUAUUCUCAAAACUACUUGGGGAGGGGGAGGAGGUUGGAUGUAGUUGACCCCCAGGGCCCAGAAGGCCAAAUUGGAUAGUCUUACAAACUUUUGGAGCAGAAUGUGACUGCUGUGAUGUCAUGUGAAAACAGUUUGUUAAUUGACGAUAUAUCAUUCUUUAUCUGUUUAGAUUACCUUUAAGUACGAUUCAAAAUUGUGGACCAACAAGACGGACCAUAAUCCCUCUGCGGGAAAGACCCUGCUUGAUUAUCAAGAAACAAAAUUACCCACCUACUGGAGCACACCAUUCACUAAGAUCUGCCUCGCUAUGAAGAUCGGCCAUCAAGUUAAUUCGAUCGUCAUCAACAAACAAGCCAAUUCCUUAUACUCCCUUAUCGCUGACGGAAAAUACCGUUCGACGUCACUGGGCCGUCACACCUGGAAGAAACUGAUUGGCCAACAGGCAUCGCUGCAGAGAAAUUGUAACAAAGAAGGGUUCAAUUCUUACCCGGCGCGACACUACAGCAGAGCAAGAAUAGGUAUCAUAAGUAACGAAAACAACAAUUGUGGUAGCCCUGACUCAAGAAUUGGGUUUGGUACUGGUGGUAAUCCUUAUGCUGACAACACCUGUGGAAACACGGCCUGGUACUGGUAUGAACCAGACAAUGGUGGCAAAAACAUUAAAGCGAUGGGCUAUAUUCUGGUGCAAUGA
Molecule: messenger RNA, 17618 nt
Organism: Porites evermanni
Lineage: Eukaryota; Metazoa; Cnidaria; Anthozoa; Scleractinia; Poritidae
Source: the annotation of a GenBank genome assembly